This is a messenger RNA of Drosophila willistoni, 2403 nucleotides long. RefSeq names its product phosphatidylinositol-3-phosphatase SAC1 (gene Sac1). NCBI's taxonomy places the organism in Eukaryota, Metazoa, Arthropoda, Insecta, Diptera, Drosophilidae. Gene Ontology annotation, biological process: phosphatidylinositol dephosphorylation. The record is from RefSeq and is a predicted model, not a curated record. Bases 242 to 2014 code for a protein of 590 amino acids. Gene Ontology annotation, cellular component: endoplasmic reticulum. The transcript has 2 exons. Gene Ontology annotation, molecular function: phosphatidylinositol-4-phosphate phosphatase activity.
GAUAUCGAUAAGAUUUAACACAUAAUGAAUUUUGCAAGAAUAUAAAAGCCAACUAAUCGUAAUUUUAAGUAAAAAGUUGUAACACAAACCAAAACUGCGGGUGACUGUAUUCAUUACACAGCUGCUAGUACUUUGUUGUGUGCUGUUGCGUGUGUGUGCGGCUUGCGAAAGUCGUAGAAUUUAUUCCAAAGUCUUAUUGGAACGUAGCUCCGUUUCCAACACAUUCAUCUCGAGCACUGCCAUGGAGGGCGGCGAACUCAACGAUGUCUACGACGACAUGAACCUGUACAUUACCCCAGAGAGCUUUAUUGUGGAGCCAAAUGGCCAGGAGGAGGUAUUGAUUAUCGGCCGUCUCGACAAGGUCACUCGAGUGCAACCAAGAGGCACUCAAUUGGCAAAUCUGCGACCCACUCGACGCAUUUGUGGCAUCUUGGGCACAAUCCACUUGCUCAGCUGUGAUUAUCUGCUAGUGGCUACCCACCGGCUUUUUGUUGGAGUGCUAAACAAUGCGGUAGUGUGGCGACUGGCUGGCUAUGACAUCAUCCCCUACAUUCCCAAUGCCAUUCAAAGAACGGAGAAUGAGACGUAUUUGCAAAUGCUAAGAAAGACCUUGGACACAAAAUAUUACUAUUUCUCCUAUCGAUAUGAUCUGACCCAUAGUUUGCAGAGACAGCGACAAUUGGCCACAGUGCUGCCCAAGAAAGGAUUAUUCCAGAGAGCCGAUCAGAGAUUUGUGUGGAAUGGUUAUGCUCUUGAUCAAUUUAAGUGCGAAAACAUGCAGAAAUUCCAAUUGCCACUGAUUUUGGGAUUUGUAUCUGUCAAUCAGGUGCUGAUCAAUGGACAGACAUUCUUCUGGACCUUAGUGACUAGAAGAUCUGUACAAAGGGCAGGGACAAGACUCUUCUGUCGUGGCGCCAACGAUCAGGGGCAUGUAGCCAACUUUGUAGAGACGGAACAAAUUGUGGAGUUUAACGGUCAGAGGACUAGCUUUGUUCAGACCCGUGGCAGCAUGCCCUUCCACUGGCAGCAGCUGCCCAAUUUGAGAUAUAAGCCCCGUCCCCGCCUCAUUCCCGGUAAGGAUCAUUUGGCUGCCUGCACUGCCCAUUUCAAUGCUCAGCUAGAGCUAUAUGGCGAACAGGUAGCUGUCAAUUUGGUCGAUCAAAAGGGUGCCGAGGCAGAAUUAGAAGCGACAUAUGCACGCCUUGUCCGAGAAUUGGGAAAUCAGUCUGUUCGCUAUGAGGCAUUCGAUUUUCAUCAUGAAUGCCGAAAGAUGCGGUGGGAUCGGUUGAAUAUACUUAUCGAUCGAUUGGCCCACGAGCAAGAUCAAUUUGGUUUCUUCCAUUCCUUUGAUGACGGCAACUUGGUGUCAACUCAAACUGGCGUAUUCCGGACGAAUUGCAUCGAUUGCCUGGACAGGACAAAUGUGGUUCAAAGCAUGCUGGCGCGUCGUUCCCUUACUUCUGUUUUGCAAAAACUGGGUGUCCUCCAUGUGGGGCAACGGGUUGAGCAUGCAUCAGCUGGAUUUGAGAGUCUCUUUAAGGGAGUUUGGGCAGACAAUGCCGAUUUGGUUUCACUGCAAUAUUCCGGCACUGGUGCCCUAAAAACCGAUUUCACGCGCACUGGUAAACGAACCAAGGCCGGAGCAUUGCAAGAUGGUAAAAAUUCUCUGAUGCGCUACUAUCUGAAUAAUUUUGCCGAUGGCCAGCGUCAAGAUGGCAUUGAUUUAUUCCUUGGACGUUACUUAAUCAAUGAUAAUGAAGGCGGCGUUUUACCAUCGCCAUUGGAAUCACCUCAUGGAUGGCGUUAUUUCGCCUUCCCAUCAGUUCUACUGAUUGCCAUGGCCAUGUUUGUUAUUACUAUGACAUAUCCGGCGGAAUUCAAUACGGAGAAUCUACUCUUUAUGCUAUUCUGGGGUGCAAUGAUAGCGGUCAGUGCCACUGGCAUUCUGCACUAUGGCAUUGAGUUUGUUCAAUGGCCGCGGCUUUUUCCGCCUAUUACAUUUCAUGCCGCCUGACGUUAGUGUUGUCUGACAAAGGAUAGAGUCUACCUCUGCACGCUUCCACACACACACACACACGCCCACACACACACACAGAGAUCCUGUAAAGAAAUUCCUGUAAACGAUGCUUUUUUACUACUUCCAAUUUGUUUGUUUUUUUUUUGUGUCUUGUUUGUUUUAUAUAUAUUUGAGGUUUUUUUUGCGUCGAAAGCAUUUUAUUAGAUAACUAAAUUGCUGGACUAUAUAAACAAUCCGCAUAUAUAUUUAUAUAUUCUAAGAGGCCGCUUUCAAUUAAUAUACAACAAUAUAUAAUAAUAAUAAUAACAUAAUUAGCCAGGUAGCUCAAUCAAUUUUGUAGAACCAUUUAUGAUGUUGAAAUAAAGAAUUUUACGCAUUGCUAGAAA